UUGGACUAAAUUUCCAACAAAACAUCACAUGCAAUGCAUUGUAGUCAUGAUUUCACACCUCCAGGUCGACAUCAGCCUUCUGGGAUGGAGGGCACAGGCAGCGGCUGGGCAGCUGAGCUCACCCCCCCAUGCAUGAUGCUGCAUGAUGUGAAUGGGAGUGACAGCGGUCAGGUCUUUGAGGUGGCGCUGCACAACAGCUCCUCCAAGCGCAGCCCCCAGUUUGUGGGCGUGGAGCUGCUGCAGUCCUUCAAGCCGCUCAUCAUCCCCUGCUACACCCUGGUGGCCCUGGUGGGCGUGUUCGGCAACUACCUGCUCCUCUACGUCAUCUGCUGCACCCGCAAGAUGCACAACGUCACCAACUUUUUCAUCGGGAACCUGGCCUUCUCCGACAUGCUGAUGUGUGCCACGUGCGUCCCCUUCACGCUGGCGUACGCCUUCAACCCCCACGGCUGGGUGUUCGGGCGCUUCAUGUGCUACCUGGUCUACCUCAUCCAGCCUGUGACGGUGUACGUGUCAGUCUUCACUCUCACUGCCAUCGGUGUGGACAGAUACUACGCCACAGUGCACCCUCUGAAAAAGCGCAUCUCGGUCUUGGCGUGCACCUACCUCCUGUCCGGGAUCUGGCUGCUGUCCUGCAGCCUGGUGGCCCCAGCUGUGGCUCACACCUACCACGUGGAGUUUAAGAACGAGGGCUUCACCAUCUGCGAGGAGUUCUGGAUGGGCCAGGAGCGGGAGCGGCUGGCCUACGCGUACAGCACCCUCUUCAUCACCUACGUCCUGCCCCUCUCCGCGCUCUGCAUCUCCUACCUGUGCAUCUCUGUCAAGCUGCGGAACUGUGUCGUGCCCGGCCACCACACCCAGAGCCAGGCGGAGGCGCAGCGCAUGCGCAAACGCAAGACCUUCCGCCUGGUGAGCCUGGUGGUGGCGGCCUUCGGAGUUUGCUGGUUGCCCAUCAGCGUCUUCAACGUUCUGCGCGACAUUGACAUCGACCUGAUCGACAAGAGGUACUUCCUGCUCAUCCAGCUGCUCUGUCACCUGUGUGCCAUGAGCUCGUCCUGCUGCAACCCGUUCCUCUACGCCUGGCUGCACGACCGCUUCCGCUCCGAGCUCCGCAAGAUGUUCACGUGUCGCCGUCGCAUCGGCAUCUCGGCCAAUAACUGUGCCACAGCCAGCGUGGUUCUGUAAAGCUCCUGUGUGUUAGGCAGCUGUUGUUUUCAAGUCUUUGCUUCUUUGGACAGACUUCAUUCAUCUCGUUCUGGAAACAUGCAAAUAACAGAAUUAGAUGAGUCAGAUUCUCAACCUUCACCCCAAACUAUCCACACUAAAUUUGUCUCUGUAGUUCGCACAAAACGCUGUUUACAAAGAUGGACAACAUGACAGCUGCCCAAAGGGGAAACCAACAUCUUGAUCGCCAUCUUGUGGUUGGCUGCAGUAUAGGUUAUAAACUCUACCUCCUCCAUGUUAGAGGAUGGGACAUGGGACCAAACUAAAAAAUACAUGUCAAAUAAAGGUUUCUCAAAGGUGGUUUCUGUCAUUUUAGGUAGAUUGAAGCACACUUAUGUUUGUUCCAGUGUAAAUAUUUCCAGUACGCUCGGAAUUCAUUAGUUAUUUGAUGUUAUAGAAAUGGGGUGAAACAUCAUGAUUGACGGCUGAGACUGACUCGUGAUUGGUCAAGCGUGUGUAUCGGUGUGGCUCCAUCCACACUCACCGACACAGUCUGGCGUAAGAUGCAUUCGUAUCCGGGAUAUAUGGCUUCAUAUCUGGAUAGUGGGAGGAAGUAGAGACAAGUCGUCCAUCUUUAUAUAGCCAACAGUCGAUGUGCAGUCUCCUUACUUGUUGACCUCUGACUGUUCAGAUGGAGAAUUCAUGUGUUACUAAUAACGGCUAAUGCAGAUCUCUAAUUACAGAGAUAUAGAGUAGGUCACCGCUGUUUGUAAUGCUCGCUGCAUUCUUCAGACAUAUUGAAUCAAGUGACAUCAUUCAAGGCAACUGAUUAUAUUCUUUGCAGCUCCCUCUGGAGCCACAAAAGGCUUUAGACAAACAUUUUUCACAUAAGCAGUUGUUCUCCUGAAGACAUGUAAACAGAUAAUAGUAUAAUACAGAUUAUAUAAAAUCAGUUGAGUUCCACUUUAAACCUCAACACAGUCAACUGCCAUGUGUCCUUAAAAAGAAAUGCAAUCGCGUAGAGUAGCAUGCUUUUUUAAAAUUAAGAUUUAACUCCUCUAUUUUCUAAAAUAGUGUCUUUUACAUGAGGCUUGUUUAUUGUAGAAAUCUUGUUUUAUGAUUUAUUUUGUGUGUGGACCAUGAAAGACAAUCCUCUUUUCACAGAUUAAAAAUAUUGACUUA
Messenger RNA from Hippoglossus stenolepis (Pacific halibut), 2346 nucleotides. RefSeq names its product prolactin releasing hormone receptor 2a (gene prlhr2a). The record is from RefSeq and is a predicted model, not a curated record. The transcript has 2 exons. Gene Ontology annotation, biological process: G protein-coupled receptor signaling pathway. Gene Ontology annotation, cellular component: neuron projection; plasma membrane. The coding region runs from base 34 to 1185 and encodes 383 amino acids. Gene Ontology annotation, molecular function: neuropeptide binding; neuropeptide Y receptor activity. Lineage: Eukaryota; Metazoa; Chordata; Actinopteri; Pleuronectiformes; Pleuronectidae.